AUGGAGAAAAUCGAUAAUAUAAGGAAAAAAUAUAAUAAAUACUAUGAUAUAAAGCUGGAAAAGUUCAAAAAAAAUGCCUUUGAAAUUAUUGAGUAUAAGGAUAAGAUAAUAAGAAUGCUAUGUGCCAUAUUGGAGGUGCAAGGAGUUACAACCGUAAACAUUAAAGAGUUUGUUUCAAGCACCACAGAUCAAAUAAAAGAUCACUUACUCGAAAACAGUGAAUAUGAACCAAAAUCUAAUAAAAAGAAAACAUCAUCUCGAAAAAGAACACUGAUAAAUAUUCCAGAGUUCAAAAAGUCAAAAAGAAACAAAGAACUAAAUAUAUUUUCAACUCCAAUUAAAAAAGACGAAGAAUCAUAUAAAGAGAAGCAUUUAUCUGAUUCUGUUUUAAGUUCUUAUAAAUUAUCAUUAAAUGAUAAAACCUCUGAAAACAAGAUAGUGGAAAAUAUAAAUUCGAGAAGCCUUUUUGUUAGAGAAAUAGACAUAGAACAAGAUAGGGUUCAAAGUGAGACUGAGGAAGACAGUUUUAGCAGCAGUGACCAUAUAAAUAAUGGCGAAUAUGACCAAAAUAUCGUAGAAAGUCACAAGAAAUCGGUAGAAAACACCAAAAACCCUGAAUUAAAAUUCGAGGAUGGUCAUAAAACAAGUGUUAGAAAUGAAGUUAAUAAUUCGAAGAUUUUAUCCAAAAAUAAAGAUAUCUAUACAGAGGAGUGUCAACUGUGUUUAAUGCCCAAUACAGAAUCUUUACAUGGAAACUUCCCUCCCGUUUUUUAUAAGCUAAGUUGCGAUCAUAUUUUUCAUUUAAUGUGUGUCUAUGAAACUGUAAUAAGAAGAGAAUGUAGAAAGACAUGUUGUAUUUGUCACACCGAAUUAAGUGAAGGAGACAAAAGUGAAAUAAUAAAUAAAGUAAAACAUGAAAAAAAGGAAAAUGACAAAAAGAGCAAACUCUUAUUUAAAGCCAUGAAAUUACAGGAAGAAAGCAAAGAUUAA
This is a messenger RNA of Plasmodium yoelii, 990 nucleotides long. Its product is annotated as conserved Plasmodium protein, unknown function. Lineage: Eukaryota; Apicomplexa; Aconoidasida; Haemosporida; Plasmodiidae. Bases 1 to 990 code for a protein of 329 amino acids. The record is from RefSeq and is a predicted model, not a curated record. The transcript is spliced from 11 exons.